Molecule: messenger RNA, 1701 nt
Organism: Aspergillus bombycis
Lineage: Eukaryota; Fungi; Ascomycota; Eurotiomycetes; Eurotiales; Aspergillaceae
Product: cytochrome P450
Exons: 2
Coding region: 1-1701 (566 amino acids)
Molecular function (GO): monooxygenase activity; heme binding; oxidoreductase activity, acting on paired donors, with incorporation or reduction of molecular oxygen
Source: RefSeq, a predicted model, not a curated record
AUGGCAGCUUCAAUCCUCAGCCUGGCCACCACGUACGGGGCCCAAUUGGCCCUGGCGGUGGUCCUUAUUUUGAUUGUGCGAUUUUUUCACGAGAUGUUCAAAGUACGCUUGCUUUUCCAUUGGUUGCGAAAGCAAGGCCUGCCAAUGCCCCAGUGGGAUUUCGCAGCAGGAAAUCUGCGGAUGCUCCCCGAUCUAAUGAAGCGACACCCUAAAGGGUCACAGCAGUCGGAAGCGUUUACGUUGCUAUCCUACGAGUUCCCCAGCCACGAUAAUUGCUUUUAUAUUGAUGUCUGGCCCUUUACCAAACCGUUGUUGGUGGUCACGUCGCCGGAUCUAGCGGUGCAGGCCUCUCAAACAUAUGCGCUGCCAAAGCCGCCGGUCCUCGCCGAGUUCUUCAAUCCUUUUACCGGGGGUCCCAGUAUCUUCGUGACCAAUGGCCCCGAAUGGAAGCAUGCCCGUGGACUAUUCAAUCCCACAUUUAGUGCCAGCCAUAUUCUCGAACAUACUCCUUCUAUUGUCGAGGAAGCUGAAGAGUACGUGGAGAUCCUUCGCGAGCAUGCGCGCACGGGAGACAUGUUUACGCUCGAUAAAAUGACCUGCGACUAUGUGAUGGACAUUAUUGGAUACGUCGCCAUGUGGGUUUCCUUGGACAAUCUGAGGCCCGAAGAAUCAAAACUAAGAGUCAAUCACAGGAAGGCACAUCUUCAUUCUCAGCGGAGACACAAUGCGCUAGCGGCGGCGAUGAGAAGUUCGGUCGAGUGGCAUUGCCAGGACGAGCAGAUGAAUCCCUUUAUUCGAUGGAAUCCCAUGCGACCCCUGAUGCAGUGGUACAACGGACGGACGAUGAACCGUUAUAUCGGGAUUGAACUGGACAAGCGAUACGAAGUAUGGAGACAGCAAUCUUCCACACGCGCAAGUUCUAUCAUUGACAUUGUGCUUGCUGAAUUUAUGAGUACGCGGACAGCCGGUGAUAAGCUGGACCCCGAGUUCAAAAAGUGGGCGACGAUUCAAAUCCGGACCUUUCUAUUUGCUGGUCACGACUCCACGGCUGCUACAAUUGUGUAUAGUAUCUAUCUCUUGUCAAAACAUCCCGAGAUACUGGCAAAGGUUCGCAGCGAGCAUGACAAGAUCUUCGGGUCGGAUAUUACAACUACAGCAGAUAAACUGAAGCAGCACCCCGAGCUAAUUAACCGACUUCCAUAUACACUCGCGGUUAUCAAGGAAACGCUUCGUCUCUUUCCCGCUGCCUCUGCGCUGCGCGAGGGUCAGCCGGGGGUCCAUCUACAGGAUAAAAAUGGUACUAAGUACCCGACAGAUGGCCUGUGUAUCUGGAUUAUCCAUACAGGUCUUCAACGGAAUCCUAACUACUGGCCUGAUCCACACGCUUUCAAACCAGAGCGCUGGCUAGUUGGACCAGAGGAUCCAUUGUAUCCUCCGAAAGGAGCCUGGCGUCCCUUUGAACAAGGUCCGCGAGACUGCAUCGGUCAGCCGCUGGCUCUACUGGACAUCAAGAUUACCCUCGUGCUCACUCUCCGGGAGUUCGACUUCCAAGACCAGUAUGCAGAAUGGGACCGUCAGCAUCCCCGGCCGGGGCCCAAGACCGUCUUUGGCGAACGUGCCUACCAAAUUCCACUGGGAGGCUCCCACCCAGCCGACGGCCUUCCGUGCCGGGUCAGCUUUCGAAAACAGACAAGCCAGUGA